Molecule: messenger RNA, 867 nt
Organism: Closterium sp. Yama58-4
Lineage: Eukaryota; Viridiplantae; Streptophyta; Zygnematophyceae; Desmidiales; Closteriaceae
Source: the annotation of a GenBank genome assembly
AUGGUGAUGGAUAUGGAGAGGGAGGCCGUUGCAAUAGCUGAAGCGAUGAAAGGGCUGUUCGGAAUGGUGAGAGGGGAGUUGGUAGCAGUGAAGGGGGAGCUGGCAGCAGUCAAGGGAGAGUUGGAGGCAGUUAGGGAGGAGGUGGCCCGUCAGAAAGAACGAGUGCUGAUGCUGGAGGAGAAGAAUGCUGAUGCGGAGAACGAGGUGAAUGAGUUGAGGCGUGCACUGGGUGUCGUGGAAGAGAGGAGUGUGACGACUGCUGCUGUGGUGGAGGAGAAAGGGAGAGAGCUGGCAGCAGUGAAGGGAGAGCUGGUUGAAGUGAAGGGCGAGCUGACUGCAACGAAGAGGGAACUGACUGAACACAGGAGUGCUAUGGCAGAGCAAUGGAAGAAGAGAACACAAGAAAUGGAUGUGAGAGAGUAUUGUAAGGAGGCUGGAACAGGAGAAGCGGUUUUGGCUGAUGCUACCGCCCCACCGAAUGUUGAUAGCCCCAACCCCAACCCUCAGGCCCACCUGAGCAAGGAGGACGAGGCUUUCAAGAAGCACAUAUGCAGAGGAUACGGCGAUGCGUCGACAAAAAGGGCUGAUGAUUGCUGUUUCCGAAUACGCAUCCUGGGCACCAUUGGGGCCCGCAUUGGGUUCACGGCGCUUCGUGACAGGCUCACUGUCAGGACUGGCAAGGUCUGCCCGGAAUCGUUUGAGGAUCUCAAGAAGAGCAAAUUGGGUGGUGACAAGGUGAAGGAGGCGCUGGAGCUGGUGCGGGCUGGUCUGGAGGACGAGGCGUGGGGGCAGAAGCAGUACCCCAACAGCUGGAGCUCGUGGGUCAAGGAGUCUGAGGGCUUUAAGAAACGCCCUCGUGAACCGUAG